Molecule: messenger RNA, 4512 nt
Organism: Peromyscus leucopus (white-footed mouse)
Lineage: Eukaryota; Metazoa; Chordata; Mammalia; Rodentia; Cricetidae
Gene: Klrg2
Product: killer cell lectin like receptor G2
Source: RefSeq, a predicted model, not a curated record
CAGCAACCUGUGCACGGAAAGGCGGGGCUGGAGCUCCGAGAGGCGUGGCCAAUCCGUAGCCACAGCCAAUCACAGAGAGGUCCUCUAGUGAAGGGUGCGGUUGACAACUUCAGAGACACGAAGCUUCUGGGGACCCCACCUAGUAGGGCCCUCGGCGCACGGGAUGGAGUGGACCCGGGAAGCUUCUGGGGGAGGCCAGGCCGAAGCCGGGUCCCCAGAGGAGUCCUUGGCAAGCCCGGAAACGGAGCAGCCGCAGGUCCCCGUGGAGGCGCCGCAAGCCGGGGUUCCCGACGGCAACCCGAGGCCGGAGCGGACCGGGAGGGAGGCGGCGGACGUGGAGCUGCAGGUCCUCUCGGAGGAGAAGCCGCAGCCUCCGGCUCUGUCCGGGUCCCCGCGCUUGCCGCCGCUCAGCCUGGGCUAUGGCGCUUUCCGCCGCCUGGGCUCCUGCAGCCGCGAGCUGCCGUCGCCGAGCCCCACGUGGGCCGAGCAGCCCCAGGACGGCGAGGUCGAGCCGCAGCCCUGGGCGGCGACCGGAGAGCCCACGCCCGGGUCCUGGGCGCCCGUGGAGCUGCAGGUAGACGUGCGCGUUAAACCCGUGGGCGCGGCGGGAGGCAGCCGCGCGCCCUCGCCCGCGCCGUCCACGCGCUUCCUCACCGUGCCGGUGCCAGAAUCGCCCGCCUUCGCCCGCCGCUCGGCGCCCACGCUCCCGCGGCUGCCACGCGCCCCGUCGCCGGGCUCCACGUGGGGCCGUGGAUCGCCGCUUGCCGCGCCCCCGACCGAGCGGAGGCCCACCGAGGGCAGCGCGGUCUCCCCGGGCUCGCCCACCUGCCGCUGUCGCUGCCGCUGCCAGGAGCCGGGGCUGACCAAAGAAGACGCCGCGCUGCUGCAGCGCGCAGGCAUGGACAGCAAGAAACUGCCGCGGGCCAUCACGCUCAUAGGGCUGCCCCUGUACAUGAAGUCCCUGCGCUGGGCUCUGGUGGUCAUGGCUGUGUUCCUGGCUGUCUGCACUGUAGUCAUCGUGGCACUGGCCUCCAGAGGCGGAGCCAGGUGCCAGCCAUGCCCUCAGGGCUGGUUGUGGUCUCAAGAACAUUGUUACUACCUCUCUGAAGAAGCCCAAGACUGGGCGGGCAGCCAGGCAUUCUGCUCAGCCCACCAUGCCACACUGCCCCUGCUGAGCCACACCCAGGACUUCCUAAGAAAAUACCAGAUCACCAAAGGCUUCUGGGUGGGGGCCCAACGGGGCCCUGAAGGCUGGCACUGGACUGAUGGGGUCCCUUUGCCACCCCAACUGCUCCCAAAGGACAGUGAGGACCACCCAGACUUCAGCUGCGGGGGUUUGGAAGAAGGCCGGAUCGCGGCUCUGGACUGUAGCUCUCCCAGACCCUGGGUCUGUGCCAAGGGGGCCAAGUGACUUAGUGUCCUGUGCCAGACCUGUCUGGAGCUGCGUUCAUUGCUUUGCUUUGGUGUGACCUGACAAGACAACUCCAAGGAGGCAAGAGUUACCGGGCUUGUGGUUUCAGAGGGGCCACACCUGGCGGAGCUGCCCAGUCCACAGCAGCAGGAGCAUGUGGCUGCAGUCACCUUCCUGGGGACCAGAAGCAGAGGGAGUGCCAGAGCCAGGGGCGGAACAACCUUCAAAGGCCUGUCACUGUUGACGUACCUCCGGAAGCUCCCACACAGUCCCCAGAUCCAGCACUACCAGCUGGGAACAAGCUGGUGGGGGACACUUCAGAUCCAAACCAGAGCAUUCCUGUAACAAGUCCCAUGAAGACUUAUGACUAUCUUGUUUAGAGAUAGGAUCUCUAUGUAACCCUGGCUGGCCUGGAACUUACUGUGUAGGCCAGGGUGACCUCAAGUUCUUGGACAAUCUUCCCGAGUACAGAGAGUGUAUGCCACCACACCCAGCCUAUGGCUAACUCAUUCUGCAAAAUACAUUGUCCAAAUUCAAGAGUCUCCAUAGUCUUAACAGUUCCAGCAUUGUUCAAAAGUCCAAGGACUCCUCCGAGAUGCCAAGCAAAGUUUUAGCUUUAAACACGUGAUAUAUAUAUAUAUAUUUCUAAAGUGCAAUGAAACAGUCAAAUUCUCAUUCCAAGAGGGUAGAAUAGGAAAGUGGGCCAAGAAGAUUAGAUCAGUGCAAGACUGAAAUCCAUCAGAGCAAAUCUCAAAUUCUGCAGCUCCAUGCCCAUCAUGGGAUGUUACGGGCAUUUUCAUUGCCCUGUGACACUCAGACUGUUAAAUAAAGUUUACCCUGAAUCAGGGGGCAUCAGCUAGUAACUAGCUGACUGGAACACCAUCGAGAAGCCAGCAAUUUGGAUAGAGAAGAUGCACAGGAAGGGAAGGGCUGAAUCCCCUUAUUUAUGGCUUUGAAAUCAGAGAACAUUCUCCACCUUCCAGUUUUCUUUUUAAUGACAAAUAUAGGAGAAUCCAAGGACUGGCCAAUUCAGUCUGUUGAGAACUUUAGCUGCUCCUGAACCAGCCAGUGCAGUGCCUGUCAUUUUUCUGAUGUCAAAGGCCACUGUUCCAUGCACAGGUUUGUCAUGUAACAAAGGUAGGGCUUUACACCCGAGAAAGGGAGGGAGGGAGAGGGCAACCUCUGGGCACGUGUGGGAGGAGUUUCUAGGCUGGGCUGAGGUGGAAAGACCCACCCACUCUAAGUGCAAUUGGCACCGUUCCAUGGGCUGGGGUCCUGGGUGAAGAAAGAGAAUGAGCUGAGCACCAGCUACCUCCAUGGCUCCUGACUGCAGAUGCGGCGUGAGCAGAAGCCUCACACGCCUCCACUCCCCCCCCCCAGCUCCCCCACGUCUUCCUUUAAUUUGCUUCUGUCAGAUAUUUCGUUGCAGAAAUGAGAAAAGUAGCUGAUGUAUUAAACACCGGCACAGACUGAGGUGCACACUGGAACACCCUACCGUGUCCUGCUCCCUGGUGUGACACUGACUUUGAAGACCUGAGCUCCACCAGCUCUCUACCGUCUUCCACGAGCUGCUAAGUGUUCCUGUCACUAGGUACCCUCCCCUGAUGUUUCUCUGGAGAAGGGUUUGAGGUGCAUCAUUCUGAAUUCAUUCUUUUUAAGAAUUGUUUCGGCUUCCUAUCCUUGUUGCUCAUGGGUAUAUUUGGAGACGACACAGCUGCAUUAUCCCAGCAUCCCUACGCUAGAAGUCUUCUACUGUGUGUCAGUCUGUCCAACCAGCCAGCAUCCAUUGAGAGAGCCAGAGCCAUGGGAAAGACCUGAGCAAGAGGAAGAACUAGGGAAUCCAUGUCCUUACAGACCAUGGCUUUUUGAGCCUUCACUUUACAAGCUGUGGGAUGAGCAGCCUGUCAAUGAAGCCAGCAGCCCUACAAUCAGAAUUGUGCUCUUCAUUGUACGGGACCCAUUCCUAAACUGUGGAAGGUCUAAUUUCCAGUAUCUGUAAGGUGACCUGUUUGUGCACAAUCAGGUAAAAAUGAAGGCAUUUGUGUGGCUAAUCAAAUAUAUCUGGUGUCUUUAUAAGAAGAAAAGUUUGGUGGCUGGCAAGAUUGCUCAGUGGGCAGAAGCACUUGCUGCGCAGAUGUCCCCACUUCUCAGGGUCUUAAAGGUAUACUUUAGUGCCUGUCAAAGUUCUGACCAGCAGUGGACACCUGUGCUUUGGAGGAAGGCUCAUCACAAACUGCAAAGGCAUGUUCCCACAAUGCACAUGAAUCUGUGGGUUGAGGUAUGUGUGUAGAAGUCCAAGGACACCCCAGGAAGAGGUGGGGGCUGCAAGCUGCAAUACUAGGCAAUUCCAGCCUGGAAAACCGUCCGUCUUCCAUUAACAGCUCCGGUGCUCUAUCUAGCAUCCAUGUGCCUGCGUUAGCACAUCUAAUUCCCACCACGACCUAGUGACCUAGGAGUUAAGUUGGACUCCUAACUAUAAACAACAAGAAAAGCAAUUCUAAAAAGCCCAAGCAGAAACGGAAUUGGAGAAGCUCCUCUCCACAUGGCUACCUUCCUCUUUUCUCCUUUUGGACCACUUCCUCACCAGUCACCAAGAGUGCUUCACUAACCUGUCCUCGACAGCCGACCUAAGCUGGAAGCUUCUAGUCACAAGAAAGGUCUCUGACCAACUUAGCAGGCUCAGGUGCCACCUCUGGAUUGCUGAACUGUGGCCAGGGGGGGAAGUCACAGUGCAACUCAAGUGGAAACUUGCACACCACGCUGAAUACUGACCACAGGAGGGAGGGUGAGUGUCCGGAACAGGACAGCAGGAAUUGUCCAGGCUUGUGUUACUCCCGUAUCCUAAAGCUGAGACUCAAAGAGGAUAAAGGAUUUAUUUACAGGGCAGCAGAGGGGAGGUUAUGAGUACUGACCCUGGAGAUGUAUGUAUUCCUGGCUGUCCUGAAAAAUCACUAUAUAGACUAGGUUGGCCUCAAACUCAUGGAGAUCCAGCUGCCUCUGCCUCCUGAGUGCUGGGAUUAAGGGUGUAUACCACCACCACCCAGCCCUUUUAGGCAUCUUGUUCAUAUAAUCUGUCAUUAAAUAAACUUGGAAAAAAUAGA